Molecule: messenger RNA, 875 nt
Organism: Diuraphis noxia (Russian wheat aphid)
Lineage: Eukaryota; Metazoa; Arthropoda; Insecta; Hemiptera; Aphididae
Cellular component (GO): chitin-based extracellular matrix
Molecular function (GO): structural constituent of chitin-based larval cuticle
Source: RefSeq, a predicted model, not a curated record
UCUAAAAAUCAGUAUUGAUCCUACGAGCUCGUCCGACAGACACCAUCAUCAUAAUAUAUUAUACCGAUAUAAUACCUAUCACAACAACCUUCAUCGUCGUAUAGACAGUCACAGCAAAAGUUUAAGAGUUUCAUUACCUGCAGCAAAAAAUCAUGUCUGUCUCUAAAGUGGUUCUGCGUUUCGCCGGAAUAACGGCUCUGUUGAUGGUGGCGAGCUGCUUUGCGCAGACGGUGCAGCCAGCAUCCGUUCAGAUCGUCUCCACUUCGCCCGCACCGUCGUUGUUGCCGUCGCCAUCUCCUUAUUUUAACGGCUUCAGACCGAACGGAGUGUACCCGCAACAGUUCAACGGAGUGUACCCGCAACAGUUCAACGGAGCGUACCCGCAACAGUUCAACGGCGUGCUGCCGCCACAGUUCGCUCAGCGGUUCUACAACAACGGACAAAACCCAGCGUACAACGGGCAGUUCGUGCCGAUCUUGCAGCAGUCGUUCGACAUCUCUCCGGAGGGCAGUUACACUUUCAGUUACCAGUCCGCCGACGGAACUCAGAGACAGGAAUCGGGAGGUCUGAGGUAUCCGGCCGUACAAGGAUACCCGCCAGUGAUGGCCGUCCAAGGAUCGUACUCCGCUAUAACUCCAGAAGGAAUUCCAAUUGAAGUUGCAUACGUAGCUGAUGAAAACGGAUAUCAACCAACCGGACCUGGAGUCCAUCCGGCCAUUCAACGAGCAGUAGCCCAACAAGUGGCCCAAGCCAAAUUAGAACCACCACAAUUCAACAAAUAAUACUGCUCGUAAUGACUCAAAUGUAAUAAUAUGAUUCCGAUCCCGAAAUUUGUAAAAACUUUAAUUAAAGUCCAAUAAAGCGAUAUGUAAAUU